AUGGACUCCAUCCUCCUCCUUUUCUGUCUGUAUUUCUCUCUCAGUGCCGCUUCUCUCUGUCCUCUUCCUGCAGCUUUCAAGUGUGAAUCAAAGGGAAAUGGAAGAUAUAGAAGAUUUAUUGAUUGGGAGUGGAGGUGGUACCCCUCCUGGAUUUCGGUUGCCUCUUAAUUCUGUUGGAGUUAAUCCCCGGAAGAAUAAGAACAAAAACAAACCUAACCUUAAUGCCUCCAUUCUAUCUCAAAUUCCUUUGUCAACCAAGAUUCCUGGCACUCAGACCAUAUAUAUCAAGACUUUUGGAUGCUCACAUAACCAGAGUGACAGUGAAUAUAUGGCUGGUCAGCUUUCAUCAUUUGGUUAUGCAUUAACUGACCUUCCUGAGCAUGCUGACUUGUGGCUGGUCAAUACAUGCACUGUAAAAUCUCCAAGUCAGUCUGCAAUGGACACCCUAUUAGCAAAGGGUAAAAGCGCAAAAAAACCCCUGGUUGUUGCUGGGUGCGUGCCUCAAGGUAGUCGAAAUUUGAAAGAACUAGAAGGAGUCAGUAUAGUUGGUGUGCAGCAAAUAGACCGUGUAGUUGAAGUUGUGGAAGAGACUCUAAAAGGUCAUGAGGUGCGGCUUUUGAACCGCAGGACAUUGCCUGCACUAGAUUUGCCAAAGGUUCGCAAGAACAAGUUUGUUGAGAUUCUUCCAAUUAAUGUUGGUUGCUUGGGAGCUUGCACUUAUUGCAAGACAAAGCAUGCCCGUGGUCAUCUAGGGAGCUAUACUAUUGACAGCCUUGUGGGUCGUGUAAGAACAGUUAUAGCUGAUGGAGUCAAAGAAAUAUGGUUGAGCAGUGAAGAUACUGGAGCAUAUGGGCGUGACAUUGGGGUUAAUCUUCCAGCUUUAUUAAAUGCUAUUGUUGCUGAACUUCCAUCUGAUUCAAGCACCAUGCUUCGAAUUGGGAUGACAAAUCCUCCUUUUAUUCUUGAGCACUUGAAAGAGAUAGCAGAAGUUUUGUGUCACCCAUGUGUGUACUCUUUCCUUCAUGUGCCUGUGCAAUCUGGGAGCGAUUCUGUUUUGAAUGCCAUGAAACGAGAGUACACUGUGAGUGAGUUCAGGACUGUGGUAGAUACCUUGACUGAACUAGUUCCAGGGAUGCAAAUUGCUACUGACAUAAUAUGUGGAUUCCCAGGUGAAACGGAUGAUGAUUUUGCUCAAACUGUCAGCCUCAUUGACGAGUACAAAUUCCCUCAAGUUCAUAUAUCACAGUUUUAUCCUAGACCAGGAACUCCUGCUGCUAGGAUGAAGAAAGUCCCGAGUAACAUAGUGAAGAAAAGGAGCCGUGAAUUGACUUCUGUUUUUGAAGCUUUCACUCCAUAUAAUGGAAUGGAGGGUAGAGUGGAAAGAAUAUGGAUAACUGAAAUAGCAACUGAUGGAAUUCACCUGGUUGGCCAUACGAAGGCAUACAUUCAGGUGCUUGUAGUUGCUCCAGAAAGCAUGCUGGGUACUUCGGCUAUUGUUAAGAUAACAUCUGUUGGAAGGUGGUCUGUUUUUGGCGAAGUGAUUCAAGCUCUCAACCAAAUGGAUGAAAAAACAGUUUCCAGUAAAAAAAUGCCUGGUCAAGAAAAAUGUUCUCCCUGCUCCGACCCAUUUGUAACUUGUGCAUGUUCAAAGGAAUCAGAGCCUUGCGAUUGUGGACCAGAAAGCUGUGGAGGACAGAAUGAUGUGCUACUGGACAACCGAAAUAGAAGAAAUCUGAUUGGAUGGUUAUUGAGGAAGAGGAAAAAUCAAAUGCACAAAAAGGUGGAGAAUGGGAUUGCCUUGGGAUCCUUGAAAAAGCAAGAGCAGACAAGAGAAAACUCGAGUACAUGGAGCAUUGUCGAUUGGGCUCUUGUAGGAGGAAUGCUGGUCAGCUUAUUGACAAUUGUAGUUCUACUAUUGCAUCUUAGUUUUAGGACCAUUUCUGCCAAGUGAAUUAUAUAUUUUGUAUUUUACUCAUCCAUUUUUCGGGGAGACUCUUCAUGGAAGAUUAAAAGCACACAAAUGAAAUUUUGGUGGGUAAAACAGAUUCUUGCAAAGUUGUAUUUUUUAUGCCUUCUGUUAUUGAGGUCUGAUUGCACUUGCUAUGCAGCUUUUUGAAAAUCAUAUUUGUACUCUUCCUGCUUC
Molecule: messenger RNA, 2143 nt
Organism: Manihot esculenta (cassava)
Lineage: Eukaryota; Viridiplantae; Streptophyta; Magnoliopsida; Malpighiales; Euphorbiaceae
Product: threonylcarbamoyladenosine tRNA methylthiotransferase
Exons: 10
Coding region: 98-1951 (617 amino acids)
Biological process (GO): tRNA methylthiolation
Cellular component (GO): endoplasmic reticulum
Molecular function (GO): tRNA (N(6)-L-threonylcarbamoyladenosine(37)-C(2))-methylthiotransferase activity; 4 iron, 4 sulfur cluster binding
Source: RefSeq, a predicted model, not a curated record